This is a messenger RNA of Pochonia chlamydosporia 170, 1356 nucleotides long. RefSeq names its product prolyl aminopeptidase (secreted protein). The coding region runs from base 1 to 1356 and encodes 451 amino acids. Gene Ontology annotation, molecular function: triacylglycerol lipase activity. The transcript has a single exon. Lineage: Eukaryota; Fungi; Ascomycota; Sordariomycetes; Hypocreales; Clavicipitaceae. The record is from RefSeq and is a predicted model, not a curated record. Gene Ontology annotation, biological process: lipid catabolic process.
AUGAGAGCAACGUACUUUUAUUUUCCGUUUCUCGGCCUCGCGGCUGCUCUUCAGGCUGCCAACUUCGAUAUCAGUCCAGCUGAAGCUGCCCAACAUGGCUGCAACGACACCUGCCUUCAAACCUACCACAUGACACAGGCAAUGGACGAAGAGGAAUUCCGCACAAAUUUUGACUACGAGUUCUAUCAGACAGCCAGCAACUUCUCAGGGUCAUCGCCGGGAGACCUUCUGAAACUGGAACCUCUCGACCCAACGACAAUGAACACCUCAUCCGGCACCACUGUGUACCGAAUGCAGUACACGUCCAAGGAUCUAGAUGGAUCCCCUGUCCCCGUAACAGGUUUCAUUGCCUUUCCGUACACUAUGAAGAAAUGGAAGGCCGAUCCAUUGCCAUCUGGCCCAGACGUCUUCCGCCUUGUGGCCUGGGCACAUGGCACAAGUGGUCUUUAUUCAGGAUGCGCUCCAUCCAACGGACCGACUCUUUAUGAAGGAGCUUGGCAGGCGCUGGUUGAUCAUGGCUACGCUGUUGUUGGGACAGACUAUGCCGGCAUUGGGAAUAAUUACACAACACACAAGUUUCUCAGCUUUUCUGCACAGGCAACGGAUGUGUAUUACUCUGUGGUCGCUGCGAAGAAGGUAUAUGGGCAUGUCCUUUCUCUCGAAUGGGCUAGUAUUGGUCAUUCUCAAGGUGGUGGUGUGGUCUGGAAACUAGCCGAGGAUAAGAGGAUUCAAGCUCAAAAAGCAGGAUACUUGGGCACCGUUGCAUUAUCGCCUGCAACUUACGUGGUAGACAUGUUCCUGAAAAGGUUUGAUCAAUAUCCCGUUCCUGGUCUCGUCACCGUUCUCCCCGAGUCCAUACGGCGGGCCAUUCCCUCAUAUAAUAGUACGUUCCUGGCUAGACCGGCACAGCGUCGAUAUGAGCUGGCAGAAAAGGCAAAGGUUUGUUUUGCUAGCAGGUUAGGGUUGACAAUGGACUUGACUCAUGAACAAGUUGUUGAUCGUGCCGCACUUGAGCGAGACAUGCCCAUGUUGGAAGAGUGGCAGAGCAAAGAGGCCCCAGUCAGAGGAGAAAAGUCCUCGUCUCCAAUUCUAGUUAUGCAGGGGGGCAGUGAUGACCUUGUACUGCCAGAUUUGGCGAAGGAUGUGUGGAUGAAGUCUUGUGGCAGUGGCAACGAGGUUCACUUAGUGUACUAUCCUGGGGUUGGGCACACGCCUCUUGUUCAGGCAUCACAGCUCGAUUGGAUGGAUUGGAUUGAUGGUUUGUUUGACAAGGGAAAUACGACGCAGAAUCUGACUUGCUCGUUUGCGAUUCGGCGACCCUUUAAUCUGGAGCACAUGCGCUCCCCGAUAGGAUAA